Molecule: messenger RNA, 1672 nt
Organism: Elaeis guineensis (African oil palm)
Lineage: Eukaryota; Viridiplantae; Streptophyta; Magnoliopsida; Arecales; Arecaceae
Source: RefSeq, a predicted model, not a curated record
AGUUACGAAUAUUCCGGUUCUUGCGUCUCUUCGCCUCGCGUCGGCUAUGGCGUAUCGGAGGAAGCACGGCACGCCCAGGGCCACCACCUUCGAGGAGUUCCGAUCUACGCCGGCGCCGGAGGACUCGUCGCCGUCUUCGCCGUCGUCGCUAGCCACCCAGGCCAUCCGCGCCUCCGCCGCCCACCGCGAUUCCUCCCUCUCCUCCGCUUAUGGCGAAUCCGCCUUCUCCUCCGCCUACCGGGAAUCCAAUCGUCCCAAUCCCCCCCAGGAUUCAAAUACCUAUGAAUACACGUCAAUGAAAAGCUUGAAUGAAGCUAAGUAUGGAUUUUGGGGGGUUUUGGCUAGAAAAGCUAAAGCAAUUCUUGAAGAUGAUAAUGCAGCGCAGCAGUUUGAUGACCAUGGCAGGAACCAGCACCAGAUGUUUGACUCAUCAACACGUGGACAGUUCAAUCGAUCCUAUUCUGAAGGCUACCGGAAGGCAGAAAAGCCUGCCUUUCAUAAAGGAUCAGAUUCAAUUGCUUCUUCCCUUAAUCACAUUGGUGGUACAAUCAGACAUGCACUUGAAGAGGGCCUGACAAUUGUGGAGAAUAGAACAGCUGAUAUCAUUCAAGAAACAAAGAAGCUGCAAAUUAGGAGAAAAGCAAGUGGUUCCAGCACACAAGAUCAGCCUUCAGAUCUGUUGGCUCCAAAUAAUCUCUCUCAGAUUCAAACUGACCAAGAAACACAACUGAAGGCUUCUCGCGAUGUUGCAAAUGCAAUGGCUGCUAAGGCCAAACUUCUUUUGCGGGAACUAAAAACAGUCAAAGCAGAUCUGGCUUUUGCGAAGCAACGGUGCUCUCAGCUUGAAGAAGAGAAUAAAAUCUUGAGAGAGAACCGUGAAAAGGGAACUCACCAUGAAGAUGAUGAUCUGAUACGUCUCCAGCUAGAGACAUUAUUGGCUGAGAAGGCAAGGCUGGCAAAUGAGAACUCGUUAUAUGCGCGAGAGAAUCGAUUCCUGAGGGAGAUUGUGGAAUACCAUCAGCUUACCAUGCAGGACGUUGUCUACUUGGAUGAGGGCAUCGAAGAGGUCACAGAGGUCUACCAGAUCCCAUCCCACUCAUCAAAUCGUUCUGCACCUGAACUUCUCUCCCCUGUGCUCUCUAGAACUCCCUCUCCUGCUCCUGACUCCACUAUUUCAUCAUCUCCGAAGGCAAGCUCCACAUCAAGAACCCCAAUUAAUCCUACAUCUCCUCCUAAGGUACUUGCAAAGGCUGUGCCUACAGACACAGAGACAAGUCCAUCACUGUCUCCAAAGGCUGAAGGCUGCAAGCAGCAGGAGUUUAGUCCAUUGCCAUCUUCAAUGGUUGAAUGUCCCAGGCAGCAGGAGAGGAGUCCAUCACCGGCUCCAGCAGCUCGAGGUACCGGACAGCCUCCCAUCCCACCCGCCUGAGAUCUGAAUGGACCGUUUCUAGCCUUCUCCACUUGGGUGUGCUUGCUUUGUUUGUGCAUGUAGAAUUUCAUUCAUUCUUGAUCGUAUUGUUUGUAAUUAUAAAGCAUCAUUUAUUUGUGUCAUCUUUAUUUAUAUAAUCAUGAUAAUAAUGUAGGUUUUUCUUGGGUCUUGUGUUCCAUCUUCCGUGGUCCUGUAACUGCUACUCAAGCUUAGUGGUGUGAUUCAUAAGCUUUCAGAUUCUAA